Molecule: messenger RNA, 336 nt
Organism: Dioszegia hungarica
Lineage: Eukaryota; Fungi; Basidiomycota; Tremellomycetes; Tremellales; Bulleribasidiaceae
Exons: 5
Coding region: 1-336 (111 amino acids)
Source: RefSeq, a predicted model, not a curated record
AUGUCGAACAAAAUCCCUAAUCCGCCCGGUGUGGGAGCGGGAAAGCCUGCUCAUCCGUUCGCCGUGACGGUAGAAGAGCCAGUAGCGAACGCAAUCGUCCCAGACGGAUAUGGUAUCAAGUAUCACGCAUACCACACCAUGGCAGAACAGAAGGAGUGUUGGACCCAGCUGCCAGGUGGCGCGGUCCUGCCCAUGUCAUCUGUGGCUGACUUUCCGAUGGUCUUGCCACCGGGAACGAAGCUGCCAGGCGGAGUGAUGGUGCCUAUCGUCAUGGAGCGGAUUGCGAAGGCAGACAAGGCGAGACUGCAGCCCGAACCGAUCUGUUCCAUCCAGUGA